CCAGAGAGCGAUGCCCGAGACCCAUUUCAGACUCGCGGAAACCUGACCGGCCGUGGCCACCUCCCAACCCUGGCCACCCAAGUGGACACCACAGCAGAGAAAUAUUCCGGCCUCUACGUCUACGUGGGCUUGUUCCUGACCCUUCUGGCCAUCCUGCUCAUGCUGCUGCUCUCGGUGCUCCUGCGCCUCAAGCACGUGGUGUCCCCGCUCAUGUCCCCCGAGGGCACCGAGAACGCCCAGCAGUUCACGGAUGUGGAGAUGCACAGCAGGAUUCCAACCGCUUAGACAGACACCCAAAGCUUGUGGAAUGUGUUUUGUUUGGCCAAACGUGGUGGGAGGAAUGUGUGGCUGCCUGUGGAGCCCUGCAGCUUCUUGCACAACCAGCAGCACAGAGCACCUGGGAAGUGUCGUGAAUCAGCGGCUGGUAACACUGCAGGUGAAUUGUGGGCAAUACCCUCAGUAAAAUUUACAGUAUAGAAACCUACUGCUGUCAGGAAAGACUGGUGUCCCUCUAAAAACCUUGCAGGAAUCAUGAAGGCCACAAUAAGAACAGCCAAAACCCACAGAGACAGAGAGCAGAAUGUGUCCUGGAGCCUGUGUUUGCUGACACCUCUGUCUGCCCUUAAAAUAUCCUGUGAGAGGAGUUGAAUCAACAAAGUUGAGUGGUGUAAGUGGGAAGAGCCCACAGGGCACAGGCAGAAAUUAUCAGUGGCUUGAAUAUUCUCAGGCAUUUCUCCCAUUCAAGAGGGAAAAGCUUAAAUUGCUUUUUUUCCACUGGGAUGGCAAUUACACAGUGGAGUUUUGGAAGUAUACAAAUGGUUCAUCACCUGCUGGAAUGACUGUUUUUUUACACUAAAACCUGUACAGUGAGGAGUUGCAUGCUGGAUACCACAAAGAGACAGAACUUUAAAAGAGGAAAGAAAAUAAAGCCAAAAAUUAAGCAAGGUUUAAAGUAAAAAUAAAGCAUAGGCAGGAAAAUGAGCAGCAGGAGAGAAAAAAAUGUUAAGACACUCUACCUCUUCCUUUGUUCUUCAUCACAUUAACUGAACAGAACACAAACAUGUUCAUGAUUUUCAGCUUCCCCAGUAUCACCCAGUAAUUACAGAAAAAACUUGAGUGAGAUUGUUUCAGCUAUGUCUCUAAAGAGCAGAAAUUUUACACAGUUUAUCCUCUUUAUUACGAUCUCGUUCUAGUUUAGCAAUAAAAUCUUAAUUCUUCUCUCUCCAAGGGCUUGGAAAGUGUAAACACCUGACAUGAAACCAGUGUAAAAUUGAGGAAGACACAAGAGCCACACUUUUUUGUGAUGAUCUGGAUAUUAAUCCAACGAAGACAGAUGGAUACCAAGUUAGUCAGUGACAUUUAAAAUUAACAAAAAUCUAUGCAGCUCAAGUUGGCCUGGUAUGUGUCAUUCACUGAGCCAUCAACAAGGCAGCCUAGCCCAUGCUCAACAUCUGACUUGCCCUCUAAAACUUUUCAAUUUUCUUGAUAUGCCACUCAAAAGCUACAACUUACCCAGACCAUAAAUGUUCUAAUGUACUAAAUCAGCAGCUAAACCACAUUAACCUUCCAGCACAACCAUCUGUAGAACAGCCUUGUAUCCAAGAGGCUGCAGAACAGACAGCUUUUAUCGACAUAAAAUGCCAGACCCACUAAAGGAAAAUGAAAGUAUCAGAAUCUGAGCUGGACCCCAAAUCCUGAUUGCUCUGAUCUCAGCCAAAAUGCCCCCAAGGGAGGUGUCAAGACUGAGCUUCUUUCCUUCCUACUAGAGAAUGUUAUUUCAGAAGAGUCACACAUUUUAAAACUUAUUCAGUAAAUAUAUUGUAAAUAAAUGAGCAACUGCUUUAUAUAUCAUUACAUUAUCUAUCAUCUUUGGGCAGACUGUGUAUUGCUAUAUAAUACUGUAAUGGAAGGAACCAUAUCUUCUAAUAAAAAAAAUGACAAAUUUUCCUUUUUAUAGCCUAAUUUCACACAAAGUGUCUGUCCCACUUGACACUCCUACAGACCAAAUGGCACUUAGAGUGCCUCAUUUGCCUAUACAAUGCCAGUAAACUUCAAAAGCUUUCCCACUAAGAAAUAGCAGAAUGCCUUUCCCCCUUUUCAUUCUCAUUUGUAAUGUCCAAGAUCUGAGGGAUGGCUCUGAGAAAAGACUGGAUCUUGGACAGCUGCAGGUCCCACAUCCAAACCCUCCAGCAAUCUGUUCCCUUCCCACUUGUCCCUCUGCUGCAGAAAAUGGGUUUACAAAGAUAAUAUUCUAUCAGUGGUGAGUCAUUGACUGCUCUGUGCUGUUCCCACCUGCUCCUUCUCUGUGUCAGAAUAUAUAAAUAUAAAUAUUUAUUUCCAUAUCCUCGCAGGGCUGCAGAAUACAACAUAAUUUUGCAGACAGCGUGACCCAGCAGAGGACCGAACUUGAGCUUCCCCAAGGACCUUUUUUGAUAUUAUUGGAAAAGAAAUAAAAAAAUGUUUGAAACGCCAAAA
This is a messenger RNA of Myiozetetes cayanensis, 2475 nucleotides long. It is a transcript of the gene SERTM2, whose product is annotated as serine rich and transmembrane domain containing 2. Lineage: Eukaryota; Metazoa; Chordata; Aves; Passeriformes; Tyrannidae. The annotation marks the transcript as partial. The transcript has a single exon. Gene Ontology annotation, cellular component: intracellular membrane-bounded organelle. The record is from RefSeq and is a predicted model, not a curated record.